Dunckerocampus dactyliophorus (ringed pipefish) is the source of this 2594-nucleotide messenger RNA. RefSeq names its product neural retina leucine zipper (gene nrl). Gene Ontology annotation, cellular component: nucleus. Gene Ontology annotation, molecular function: RNA polymerase II cis-regulatory region sequence-specific DNA binding; DNA-binding transcription factor activity, RNA polymerase II-specific. Lineage: Eukaryota; Metazoa; Chordata; Actinopteri; Syngnathiformes; Syngnathidae. Bases 346 to 1620 code for a protein of 424 amino acids. The record is from RefSeq and is a predicted model, not a curated record. Gene Ontology annotation, biological process: regulation of transcription by RNA polymerase II. The transcript has 5 exons.
GCAGCAGUGGGGAAAGAAAGAAAGGGGGCAGUGGCACUCAGUGCAUUAUCGACACUCACACACUCUGUCAGUCACACAGUCAGUGCGUCCAUUAUUUGUGUGUGUGUGUGUGUCUGUGUGAUGUUGACAAGCGCUCAUCCUUCAUCUCUAUGACUGACGGACUAGAAAGACAAAGCCAAGGACACAAGGAAGCCCAGUUUAAAAAAGAGGAAGCUUCUCAGUCAGUCUACUCCCUGUCACCCGCCCUGCUGCUGUCUAUGAGCCGCUCUGAGGUGCUGAGUUGGAUUUCCCAGCGUUCCUGACAGUAGCAGAAAGCCUGUGGAAGCAGCAGCAGCAGAAGACACCAUGUCCUCACCUUCCCUCCCCAUGGCCUCCCUCCCCUCCAGCCCGCUGGCCAUGGAGUACCUCAACGACUUUGAUCUCCUCAAGUUCGAAGUGAAACCCGACACGCCUCCGCUCUCCGCUCAGUGCACGUACCCCAAAUCUGGCCUCCCCCAUGACCCUUCCAGCUCGCCGUACGCCGGCCACCCUCCACAGGACUCCAGUUUGAGCUCCAGCCCUUACAACUCAUUGCCGCCCUCUCCGACGCUAAGCGACGCCCACCCUCCGCCUUCGGGCUCAUCCUCCCUGUCUUCGUCCUCCUCCUCCAUCUCCUUCCCGCUGUCCAUCUCCAACAGCUUUACGUCGGGCGUCAGCUCCGGUUCUCAGGGGAACGUAGACGGAAGCCCGGCACACAGUGGGGCUCAGGGCCCCACUCCGGCCUCACUGGAGGAUCUCAUCUGGUUUGCGGCGCUGCAGCAACAGUUUGGAGGAGAAGUCACGGGGCCCGCUACACUGCUGGGCGCGCUGGGGGGGAGUGGCGACAGAGAGAGGGCGCCAGUCAACAGUUUCCUGGGCUGUGAGGACGCCGUGGAGGCGUUGCUGAACUCGGCUGCUGCCGCCGUCACCUCUCAGUUUCCAGGUCUUUCUCAGAGCUCCAACAGCAAUCUGGGCGACUCGGGCAGCGACAGCGGCGCCGACGUGUCCUGCGCCAAGGGGACAGACAUGUGUCAUCGCCCGCUCGUCUUUCUAUCCUCAAACACCCCCUCACUGCCCAACGCCACCGCCACCUCUGCUCCCUAUCCGCAACCACUCAGCCCUCAGGGCCGCCUCGUCCCCCACCAGCAUCACCACCAUCAUCAGCACCAUCUUCACCACCCCAUGCAUGGCGGCCAUCACCAUCAUCAUCACCCACAAGUCAGUCAGUGUGGCGUGAACGAGCGCUUCUCCGACGAGCAGCUGGUGAGCCUGUCGGUCCGCGAGCUCAACCGCCACCUGCGGGGCGUCAGCAAAGACGAGGUGGUGCGCCUGAAGCAGAAGCGACGCACCCUCAAGAACCGCGGCUACGCCCAAUCCUGCCGCUACAAGCGCUUGCAGCAUCGUCAUGCCCUGGAAUCGGAAAAGCAUGUGCUCACGCAACAGCUGGAACAGCUACAGUGUGAGCUGACUCGGGUACUGAGGGAGAGAGAUGCCUACAAGGCUCGGUACGAGAAGCUCCUCGGCAACAACCACGGCGCCGGCGAGGCCCGGACAGGCCGCGGCGGCAGCCCGCCUUCGCCACCAUCCGACUUCUUCCUCUGAGUGGAAAAAACAUGUGAUGAGAGCAAAAUGGACUGUUGGUUUUAGUUGGGCUGAACUCAGCUCUAGGCUGCUUUUUGGACUACACUGUGAAUGAUCGUUGCACUUGCUCGGAAAGGGGGUUGGGGGGGGGGGGGAGAUACACUAUAUGAGCAAAAGUCUUGGGACGCAACCGUUAAUCAAUCAGUGGUUCGGCUGGAUUGUAAUAUUGUAAUUAUGCACAUUAGCAAGACAUUUGAGACAAUUCUUCCAGCAUGACUGUUCCCCAUCAUUCUUCUGGAUAAAGAAAUUCACUCCAAAAACUCCAGAUUUUACACUUUUGUCCAUAUAGUGGCAUGUGAAAUGGUUUUAUUUUGUAUUAACACUGCUGAGCAUUUUCUCUAUGCAAUAAUAAUAAUAAUAAUAAUAGAGUCUCCAAAGACUGAGGCUGGAAAAAUGUAGUUAUUAUUUUUUUAAAUACUGUACAAGAGGCUGCUAAAAGCUGCAGAGAUGUGAGUAGUGCAGUGGUUUGGACGACAUAUAUACAGUACAUAUAUAUAUAUAUAUAUAUAUAUAUAUAUAUAUAUCCAUGGCAUCCAAGCUGUUGUUCGCCAGCUAAUAUUUCACAGUUGCCUACCAAAGUGUUCACAGCUCACCAGGACUUGUUAUUUCUUUUGUAAGAUGAAUCACGGCACGUUGAAGAAUGUACAAGGAUCAUGGCCAAUCUUCCAUGAAUAGUGGGUCAAUUGUGCUUGUUUUCAAGCAAAAAAAAAAAAAAGAUGUAUUUUGUGCUAGCUGGAAAUGGCACCUUUGAGUUCUGCUGUUUGCUUGUGGGUUUGAACAUACAAAGAACUGCUAGUUGAGGUGUGCUGUAAUCUAAAGGCGAGGGGAACCCCAUCACAGCAGAGUGUGCUUUGUGUGCUGGAGUCCACUUCUAAGCUAGUCCAAAAGCCUGAAUGUGGCACUGCUGUGGGCUACACCAUCAUCAUCAUCAUCAU